Molecule: messenger RNA, 867 nt
Organism: Carassius auratus (goldfish)
Lineage: Eukaryota; Metazoa; Chordata; Actinopteri; Cypriniformes; Cyprinidae
Product: eotaxin-like
Exons: 3
Coding region: 231-596 (121 amino acids)
Biological process (GO): immune response
Cellular component (GO): extracellular region
Molecular function (GO): chemokine activity
Source: RefSeq, a predicted model, not a curated record
AUUCAUCUACAGUAGCUACCCACGUUGUGGCAAGCUGUGUAGUGGCUUUUUCCACUCAUCAGAUGGAGGCUCAUUCGAACACAUUCUCUCACAUACACAAUACCCAUUUUGGAGGUUGAGGUUUGUGUGUGUGUGUGUGCAUGUGCACAAAAGAGUGGAGAAACUGAAAGUGAGAAAUAUUAAGGUUAUGUAAGGAGUAGUUUCAGUUAGUGUCUCUUUGUACAGCCGUCAUGAGGUCGCUCGUCUGUCUUCUUUUCUGCCUUGUGCUGUUUCUGCUCUGCCUUACUGCAGAAGCAAGUCAUCUUUCUUCAACCUGCUGUUUGAGGACAAGCAAAGACAGAAUACACAAAAACAGAGUGUUGAGUUACACAGUUCAGAGAGCAGGAGUGUGCCCUAUCAACGCAAUUGUCUUGUUGACUGUAGGAAGGAAAAUUAGGUGUUUUGAUCCAGAUUCAGAAUGGAUCAAAAAAAUUAUAAGAACGGUGGACCAGAAAAAAACGACUGAUCCAAAAGCCUUGCCAAGCCAAAAUGCCAAGAGACGGAACAAAAAUAACAAAGGAAAGAGACGCAGACAAAAGAAUAAAAAUACAUUUUGAGUUGUUUGUUUACUUUUGGAAUGUAUUGUUUGACCUGCCAGCUGACAUAAACCUUAAUUUGUAAGAUGUCAAAAAUAAGUAUUCACAACUGUUUUAUGCUGAGUGUGUACAUUAUCAAUCUCUUUUGAAAUGAAUUUAUUCUGCUUCACAGAUUUUAUAAUCUCUAAUCAAGAAUGUAUUUUUGUUUUCAAUGUUUGUAUAUUUUUUUUAGAAACAUUUAAUAUUGCAAAAUGCAUGUUGUUGUGCAGAUUUGAUUUUGGAAUUAUUAUUA